Vitis vinifera (wine grape) is the source of this 2719-nucleotide messenger RNA. RefSeq lists its product as uncharacterized. Lineage: Eukaryota; Viridiplantae; Streptophyta; Magnoliopsida; Vitales; Vitaceae. The transcript is spliced from 2 exons. The record is from RefSeq and is a predicted model, not a curated record. The coding region runs from base 347 to 1627 and encodes 426 amino acids.
GUGGGCGACCGUCGAAGCUCGUAAAAGCUUUCACAUCGAAUCAGCCUUCUUGUCGCAUAGCAAAAGGUCGGAAUGGUCCAAACCAUAACAACCUGAAAGGCCAGCGGAGAAUCCGUUGGAGUGGAAGAAACCGUUGGAGUGGUGUCUGCACGUUGGAGUGGUGUCUGCUGCACCCUUGGCUACUGCGACUUCUCAUUUUCCACACCUCUAAACCUUUCUCUUCUCUUCCAAAUCCAAUUUAUCCCCCAUUUUUCACAACUGGAGUCUGUUCAGCUUCCGGUUAACAGAACCCGCAAUCUCUUUCCCCAUUUCCAAACCCUUUUCGUCCGUACAUUGAACUUAAACAAUGGAGUAUGAUCCAGAAGUUGUGGUGCUCGAUGAUAAAGAGGAUGGUCUUAGCGGCCGCGGCGUUCAUCAGUUAAUAUCUUCGCUGAAAUCGUCGUUUCGGCUUCCGGAUUUUAACAAGGUUGAGGAGUAUUUGACGCUGAGGGAGCAGCAGUUGAAGCAAGAGAAGGAUGAGUUGGAGGCGAAAAUGAAGAAAAUUUCUGAUGGAUUGUUGGCUGAGAUUCAGAAGAAGGAGAUCGAGAAUGAGUUUCUUGAGCGAAAACAUGCAGACGAGGUUUUGGAGAAACUGGUGCUUGAAGAGGAUUUGAAGAAGUGUAAGAGAGAGUGCGAGGAUCUUGAAGAGAAGGUGAAUCGAUUGAGCGAAGAUCAGAAGGUGAUGUCUGGUAGAGAGAAAAGGGCUGAGGAAAGGUAUGGGAAGUUGAUGGAAGAAUUGAAGAAAAGCGAGGAAUGCAGCGCUCAAUUAAACUGUAAAAAUAGAGAACUGGAGUGUGAGAAGAGAAGGAUUGAGGCUGAAAUUGAGAUGUGGAAGAGGAGAUUUGGGGAGUUGGAGUCCAGGGUUUUGGCUUUGGAAAAAGACACUGAGGUGCUGAAGAGGCCAGAACCCAACUUUUGUGAGAGUAUGAAGGGGAACUUGGGAGUGAGAAAUCCAGGGUUUUCUGAAUGGAGAGCAGAGAAAGAAGCGGGUAGCCUUCGAAAGGUUAAGAAUGAAAUGGACAUCGAAUCAACCAGUGUGAGCUUGGAGAACAAGAAAAUCAAUGAAAUUAGUGCCAAAAACAUUCAUGCUUCACCCGGGUUGGGCUCUAGUUGUCAUACCCCAACUCAAAGAAUCAUGGAUUUGCAGAAUGGAGGUAGUGGAAGACCUGCAUUUGUAGGAUCAGUGGACAUCAGUGACAGUGACGAUGAAAUGCCCAAAGUAAUUAGAAAUGCUUCAACUGAUUGUGCCUCCAAAGAAGUUUUAAGUGGAAAACAGCAACCAUCUCAAAGCAUGAAAAAUGUCAUGUUUUUGAGUGGGACAGGUCCUGAAGAUACACUCAAAAGAAAACAAGAAAUUUUAGAUUGGUUGGGUGAGGAAGAUUCUCUGAAAGUAAAACAAGCUUCUUCUUCAACACAUAAUCCAGUGUUUUUAAAGCGGUUGAAAGCUACAAUUAAUGCUGAAGAAAAUAUCAGGGAUACAUAUGAUAUUUCAGACAGUGAUGAUAGUUCUGACUCUGAAAGUGAAGCAGAUGGGGUUUUUCCCUUUGAUCCAGUUAUAUCAAUUGCUCGCAGCAACCAAAAAGGAUGAUACACUAAGGUUUGAAGGUAUGACUAAUGAGGCUAUCUCAUUAUUGUUUUUCCUCAGUUAUUAUUUUUGUUAUUAAUAGAGACAAUUUGGAUUUUUUGUUGAUGCACCCAGGUACGACUAAAGAAACAGUACCAUUACUGUUUUGACCGUGGCCUGCAAAUUAGGUUACUUAUCAUGCUAAGUUUCGCUUAGCAUGUUCUAUUUCUGUUUCUGCUGACAAAUUACAGCAUCAAUGGAGGAGAAAAAGCAUAUACUGUGUAAAAGAAAGAAAAAAAAUAAAAAUAAAAGCAGGAACCAUAACAUUCUGUGCAUUUUUAUUGUUAAUUUUCUUAUGCCCCCCCUACUAACUUGGUUUUUCUCAAGUCUUUGGUUCUUAAUCAAAACCAGGAUGCUGAUUUUGGUUGAGCCUGGUUUAUCAAAUGGUUCUAUAAGUUCCAGCAAGGUAUUCAAUGCUGCUUCAAUGUUGGUUGUUCAGAUUUGUCCAGCAUAAAAAAGAGUACAUUCCAGAAAAUUGAAAAUGAUUAACUUUAAAGUCCAAUUUGUUUUGUUUAUAAGCGGCCAAUAGUCCAAAACUACUUGCCAAGAUCAUGUUUGUAUGUUCCUUUCAUCUUCUGUGCAACCCAAUGGAGCAAUAGGAUACCUUGUAGAGGCCCAUUUAAUAUGGAUCUCCAACGACAUGGAGAUCUCCUACAUUAUCUUCUAAAAAUUAACUGCUUUGCAUAUUUUUUUACUUUGCUUGUACUAAUCCUUACAUGUCGAUGCAGCUGCUUUUGCUAAGAUCAACCAAGUAACCUAAGAAAUUGAUCGUAGAGUUGCAGAAGUUUGAAUGACAGAACAGACUAACCAUUGAGCACCAUUGUAAAAUCAAUUUUACUGCCACAAAAAGUUCUGGAAUGAUGGGAGGAGUUUUUUGAUUUUCCAUUCUCUCAUGGCUUUGAAAUCCUCCAUCAGGUUUUGAUGAACGUGAAUGGUGAUUUUUUUUCCAGCUUUUCUGAACUAGAAGAAUGCUUGAUGUUUGUAUGUUUCUGUUUAGGAACUUCUUCCUCGGUUUAACAAACAUGAUAGUAAAUUAAAUGGUUCUUAUUUUGUGAA